This is a messenger RNA of Penaeus chinensis, 732 nucleotides long. RefSeq names its product probable serine/threonine-protein kinase kinX. The transcript has 7 exons. The record is from RefSeq and is a predicted model, not a curated record. NCBI's taxonomy places the organism in Eukaryota, Metazoa, Arthropoda, Malacostraca, Decapoda, Penaeidae. Bases 1 to 732 code for a protein of 243 amino acids.
AUGGGUAAUGAGGAAAUCAUCGAGGAACCCAAGGUAACUCAGAAAAUCGUUGAGGAGAAGAAGAUGGAAAACGUGAAACAAAUCCUCAAACAUUUUCUUGAGAAAUCUGAACUCGCCAAGGAAUCAUGGAUGAAGACCAAUGACCCAUCUAUGGUUGAUAAACUGAUUUCCGAGGUCGUAGCGGAAAUCUUCGUGGAACCCAAGGAAAUCGUCGAAGAAGCCAAGGUAGCUGAGGAAAUCGUCGAGGAACCCAAGGUGACCGAGGAAAUCUUCGAGGAACCCAAAAGGAUUGAGGAAGUCGUCGAGGAACCCAAGGUAACUGAGGAAAUUGUCGAUGAAACUUUCGAGGUACGCAAGGUGACUGAGGAACCCGUCGAGGAUCCCAAGGUGACAUGGAAGAGACUGCGGAGACAACUCGUCGAGGAACCCAAGGUAACUGAGGAAAUCGUCGUGGAUCCCAAGGUGACUAAGGAAAUCGUCAAGGAACCCAAGGUAACUGAGGAAAUUGUCGAGGAAACUUUCGAGGUACGCAAGGUGACUGAGGAACCCGUCGAGGAUCCCAAGGUGACAUGGAAGAAACUGCGGAGACAACUCGUCGAGGAACCCAAGGUAACUGAGGAAAUUGUCGAGGAAACUUUCGAGGUACGCAAGGUGACUGAGGAACCCGUCGAGGAUCCCAAGGUGACAUGGAAGAGACUGCGGAGACAACUGGGAGCCCAAGGAUCCUCUUGA